AAACAGAGAGUGAGAACUGCAGAGAGACGAAAAUCGGAGCAAAAAUUAUCAAUGGAAAACGUAGAGAGCUUAGCAAAAGCUGCAAUGGAGAAAUUGAAGGAGAUGAAUAAUGUGGAAAACGUACAGAGCUUACCAAAAGCUGCAAUGGAGAAAUUGAAGGAGAUGAAUAUUGUGGAAAACGCAAAGGAGGUCGUCAAAACAUCAACUCCAUUUGUAACAAACUUUGUGAGGAUCUCAUUUGACUGGUUACUGGAAAAUACGAAGGAGAUUGUCGAGAAAACGACGCCGUUCGUACGAACCUCGUCUGAUGGGUUACUCGAAAAAGCUCCUCCACGGAUAUCCAUGGCAAAAAAUUGGAUCCAAAAAGCUCCUCCACGGAUAUCCAUGGCAAAAAAUUGGAUCCAAAAAGCUCCUCCACGGAUAUCCAUGGCAAAAAAUUGGAUCCAAAAAGCUCCACUAUAUUAUACCAUUCCAAUUGGAUUUCUGCUGAUUUUGUUGCUCUACCGUUGUUGCGGCGGCGGCGGAGGAGGAAAUGGGAAGACGAUGAAAGCUCCGGGAAGGAAAAACGUAAGAAUAUCAAGGCCUAAUUUUCAACGCGACCCUAAAUCCUAUUUCCGCGAUCUCCACUCCAAAAAAAACUAAUUUCUGUAUAUCCGUGUUUAUUUACUAGUCCUGAUUAUGCUCUAAUUUCUUAUUUUUAAGUUUGAACUCGAAAUAUUUAGUGAAAAAUGGAGGUAUCUCAUGUAUCCCACGAUAGGUUAUAUCCUUAUAUCAGUAUAUGUCUUGUUAAGUAAUUUGAGUAUGUAUUGGUGUACGCGUUGGAUAUUAUUUUCUGAUUUAUUGCAGAUAUAUAUAGUUCAUGUAUGUGUUUCGGUUGAUUCUAUUAAGAAAUUUAUAAAUAUUUAUAGUA
This is a messenger RNA of Solanum dulcamara, 910 nucleotides long. RefSeq lists its product as uncharacterized. The transcript has a single exon. Lineage: Eukaryota; Viridiplantae; Streptophyta; Magnoliopsida; Solanales; Solanaceae. Bases 52 to 642 code for a protein of 196 amino acids. The record is from RefSeq and is a predicted model, not a curated record.